Molecule: messenger RNA, 525 nt
Organism: Trametes versicolor FP-101664 SS1
Lineage: Eukaryota; Fungi; Basidiomycota; Agaricomycetes; Polyporales; Polyporaceae
Exons: 2
Coding region: 1-195 (64 amino acids)
Source: RefSeq, a predicted model, not a curated record
AUGGACGCUGCGCUCACCCCGCCCCUCCGCAUCCAGCCCCUGCACAUCCAGCGGGUCUCGCCAGAGGCUGCGCAGAAGCGCGUCGAGGACUUCCUGCACAAGUUCCAUGCCCGCAAUGUCGCCAAGAACAGCGGCGAGAGCACCACAUCCGCUCAGCUGCAGAAGCUGGCAGACGCGCUGAACGAAGAGCAAUGAGCAUAGGGCUUCUAGCCGCUCUUUGAAACAAACCUAGCCCAUCGCGGGCUUGGGCGCUGUAUAUAUUCAACGACAGCAGCCGCUCCGCCUUGAUUGCGCAAGAAUAGCGCGCUACCGCCCGCCCUUGUAGUACGAUGCCGUCGGGCAUAUUCAACGGUCAGCCCAGUUCUCUGUGUCAAACUCGUAGGAUGAGUCUUCUAUUAUUUCUAUUUGCACGUCAGUCUGAGUGCCUUCGGGCACGAUAGAUGACACUUCGCAUCUCUGACACUUCAAUAUGCGUGUGCGGAUCCUCGUGGCAGACAGGAUUGCUCACUAUUCUCUACAGGGCGC